This is a messenger RNA of Anopheles nili, 959 nucleotides long. RefSeq names its product dehydrogenase/reductase SDR family member 4 (gene Dhrs4). The record is from RefSeq and is a predicted model, not a curated record. Gene Ontology annotation, molecular function: carbonyl reductase (NADPH) activity. The transcript is spliced from 3 exons. The coding region runs from base 11 to 856 and encodes 281 amino acids. Lineage: Eukaryota; Metazoa; Arthropoda; Insecta; Diptera; Culicidae.
UUAAGAGAAAAUGUUGCGAACCUUAAGUAACAGUAACCUCGCACAAACCUUACGAAUAACGAUGGAUCGCAAACUUUGCAGUAAUUCGGGAUUUUCUGCCAAAAGGCUUACCGGUAAGGUAGCCGUGGUAACAGCUUCGACUGAAGGCAUCGGCUAUGCCAUUGCGGAACGUCUUGGAAAAGAAGGUGCUAAGGUAGUCGUUAGCAGUCGUAAACAGCAAAACGUCGACCGGGCAGUGAAUGAUCUCCGAAGCGCCGGACUCGAAGUAUCUGGAAUCAAAUGUCACGUUGCUAACAGCACGGAUCGCAAGACCCUAUAUGAGCAUGCAGUUCAAAAAUACGGUGGAAUAGACAUCCUGGUUUCAAAUGCUGCUGUAAAUCCAGAAGUGGGAGGUGUGCUUGAAUGCAGCGAAUCAUCAUGGGACAAAAUAUUCGAAGUGAAUGUGAAAUGCUCAUAUUUACUCGCCAAAGAAGUACUUCCAUAUAUCCGUGAACGGAAAAGUGGUAGUAUCGUUUUUAUCUCAUCUAUCGCUGGAUUUCAACCAUUUCAACUGCUGGGUGCCUACUCAGUCAGUAAAACGGCACUGUUUGGAUUAACGAAAGCGGCAAGUCUAGAACUGGCGUCUGAAAAUAUUCGAGUUAACUGCAUUGCUCCCGGAGUGGUUCAAACUAAAUUUGCCGGAGCUUUACAGGACUCGGAUGCAGCUAAAGAAGAAACAGAGUCACGAAUUCCAAUGGGCCGCAUAGCACAACCGCAUGAAAUCUCGGGUGUAUGCGCUUUCCUCGUCUCAGAUGACGCAAGUUACAUUACUGGUGAAACGAUUGUAGCAUCCGGCGGCAUGGCUUCCCGGUUGUAAACUCUUUUCCUAAAAUAGGUACGUGUCUUCCGAGUUUAGCAACAGUGGUGUUAAAUUCAAACAGGUGAUUGUGUAUUUCAAGUUCAUAAAUAAAACAUUUCAU